AUGGAUUCCGGGCUGCCGGGACCAGGAGCGCGCCCCGACGGCUCCGGGCGGCGGGCACUCUCGCGCGCCCCAGCUCUCGGCGGCAGGUCUUGGCUGUCUCACCUCUACAUCCUGAUCGGUGCUUUUUAUUUCGUACAGUUGCCUCUACAGUUUUCAGCGUCCUUUCCCAUAACCGCAGUGCCGGGAAGAGUUCACCCGCACCCAGCGCCCCUGUGGGGACGGAGUGACGACCUCUCAAAGAAGUGUCAGCCAGGGUAUUACCUGUCAGAAUACAGUGCAUCUUGCGUACCGUGCACGGAUGGAAAGGAUUUUACCAACCAUUCGAACACCCUCUCUUCUUGCCAACUCUGUUCUAAAUGCUUUUCAGAUAAAGUCGAAACAGCGCCGUGCACCAGGACCAUGGACACCCAGUGUCAGUGCAAACCUGGCAUGUUCCAGGAUGACAAUUCGCCUGAGUUUUGCCAAAAGUGCAGCCCUGAGUGCCCCGCUGACAUGGUCAUGGUCAAGCCCUGUACCCCGUGGAACGACCUCGAGUGUGUGAAGCAAGAACCAGGUACCCAGGCCAGCGAGAAGACCCCUGGUUUCUGGAGAACCCGCAGCCUGGAGCCGCCCAUCACUUUUCCUCCCUCCUCAGGCAGUUCGUGGUCAUGGUGGGUCGCAAUUGGAUUCUGCGUCGUUGCUCUGCUGCUCUCGGGAUGUCUGUGUUAUCGUUACAGGAGCACCAUCCUUCAAGGCUGUGGCAUGGAAAACACUUUCAUGAACAGAAUCUUGUCUUUGUACUCAUGUGCCCCAAGAGGGCGUGAGGAUCAGGACAAUGUCCACAACACCUUCCUGAGCCGCGAAGACUCGCCCCCGACGCUGGCCCCUGAGGAGGAACGGGAACGCCAGGAGCACGCGGAGCCGGCAGGUGGCGCAGAAGAGCCCCCGAGAGAGGCAGAGCCUCUGCUGAAACCAGCCGGACCUGAAAGGUCUCACAGGAGAAGGGGGCCGCUGAUUCCGGCGAACGACGCAGACCUCAUAGAAAGCAUGAAGCAGUUCUUCUAUUACUUCGCAGAUGAAGUGCCCUUUGGUUCCUGGAACCUGCUAAUGAGGUCACUGGGCCUCACGGACAAUGAGAUCGAAGUAGCCAAAGCAAAAACACCGUACGUGCGGGAACACUUCUACGAAAUGAUGGUGACUUGGACCAACAAAAUGGGACGGAAAGUCUCUGUUAACACCUUCCUGAACACCUUGGAAACCACGGGGCUUAAAAGUGCAAGGGAAAAAAUUGAGGACCACUUGGUGGCGUCUGGGAAGUAUAUAGAAGGUUCUGUUUCCUGAGGGAAGAGAAUCUUCAGGAGACCUGUGGUUUUUUAGUUUACCUUUUCUCCUGCAAAGGAAGCACAACUGGAAUUAGCCUGGGAGAAACAGGCAGUCCUUGACCAGUACUUGAAGUUGUACUAUCCGAAAACCUACAGCUCUUAAAAGUAUUCCAGAACUUUUUUAAUACACUUUUUAUGAAAUGUUUGUUGUAUACUAGGGCUGAUAGUUAUAGGUUCAUAUGUAUACUGAAAGUUAUUUUAGUUGUUUUUCCUUCUCCUAAACUUGCACUUUUUACUUGUUAUUUACUGUGUUGUAAGAUUCACCCAUGUUAUAUACCCAUUUAGUUAUGUCUAAUUAUGAUAAGCAUUUAUAUUAUUUAUACAAGGUGAGCCAAAAGUAUGUUUACAGCUGUGAUAACAUGAAACGCGGAGUUUAUUCUGUUUUAUUAUUUAUUUAUAAUAUUAUAUUGUAUUUAGCCCAUAGUAGGUCAUACGUGUCUAUGAUUCCAGUCAGUCUGACUCCAGUCCACCUCGACAACCAGUGUUUUGUUUAUUUCUUUUUUUAAUUUAAUCUUACUGUAUUUUUCCCAUUACCAUACAGUCCUCUUAUAUACCCCUCCCCCCAGCAACCACCCCACUAUUGUCCACAUCCAUGAGUCCUUUUUCUUUUUUUGCGCAGUCCCUCCACCCUCUCACUCCCCUGCCACUAGCUGCCAUCCUGCUCUCCAUCUAUGAGUCUGUCUCCAUUUUCCUUGUUAGUUCAGUUUGUUCAUUAGAUUCUUCUUUUGAGUGAAAUCAUAUGGCAUUUGUCUUUCUCUGACUGGCUUGUUUGAUUUAGCAUAAGGUUCUCCAGGUCUAUUCAUACUGUCGCAAAGGGUAAAAUUGUCCUCUCUUUUACGGUCGAGUACUAUUCCAUUGUGUAAAUGGCCCAUAGUUGUUUUAUCUACUCAUCUAUUGAUGGACACUUGGGCUUCUUCCAUGUCUUGGCGAUUGUAAAUAACGCUGCAGUGAACGUACAGGUGCGUAUGUUCUUAUUGAAUUAGUGUUUUGGGUUCUUUUUACAUAUAUUCCCAGAAGUGGAAUUGCUGGGUCAAAAGGCAGAUCCAUUUUUCAUUUUUUGAGGUAUCUCCGUACUGCUUUCCACAGUGACUACACCAAUCUGCAUUCCCACCAACAGUGCCAAAGGGUUCCCCUUUCUCCACAUGAUUGUGAGCAUUUGUUGUUUGUUGAUUUAUUGAUGAUAGCCAUUCUGACAGGUGUAAGAUGGGAUUAAUUUGCGGUUUCCUGCAUUGCGGUUUUAAUUUGCGUUUCCCUGAUGAUUAGUGACGUUGGGCAUCUUUUCAUGUCUGCUGGCCAUCUGUAUGUCCUCUUUGGAGAAGUGUCUGUUUAGGUCCUUUGCUAUUUUUUAAUUGAGUUGUUUUUUUGGUGUUGAGUUUUAUAAGUUUUUAUAAAUUUUGAAUAACCUCUUGUCAGAUGUAUUGGCAAAUAUGUUCUCCCAUUCUGUGGGCUGUCUUUUUAUUUUGUUGAUGUUUUCCUUUGCUGUGCAAAAACAUCUUAGUUUGACGUAGUCCCAUUUAUUUAUUUUUUUUCUUUUGUUUCCCUUGCCUGGGGAGAUAUAUGCAAUAAAAUACUGCUAUAAGCAAUGUAUUUUAUUGGAUAUAUCCGAGAUUUUGCUGCUUAUGUUUUCUUCUAUGGUUUUUAUGGUCUCAGGUCUUAACAUUUAAGUCUUGGAUCCAUUUUGAAUUUAUUCUUGUGUGUGGUGUAGGAAGGUGGUCUAGUUUCAUUUUUCUGCAUGUAUCUGUACAGUUUUUCCAAAGCCAUUUGUAAUAAGUUGUCUUUAGCUCAUUGUAUGUGUUUGCUUCCUCUGUCGCAUAUUAAUUGACUAUAAAGGUGUGGGUUUGUUUCUGGGCUCUUUAUUCUGUUCCAUUGAUCUAUUUGUCUGCUUUUUGGCUAGUACCUGGCUGUUUUUAUUACUAUGGCCCUGUAGUAUAGUUUGAUACUAGGUAGCAUGAUUCCGCCAACUUUGUUCUUUUUCAGGGUUGCAGUUGCUGUAAGGGGCCUUUUGUGGUUCCAUGUAAAUUUUGAAAUACUUGUUCUAGGUCUGUGAAAUACAUCAUUGGAAUCUUGGUAGGAAUUGCAUCGAAUCUAUAGAUUGCUUUGGGAAGUAUGGACAUUGUAAUGAUAUUAAUUCUUUCUAUUCAUGAACACAGUCAUAAGCUUCCACUUAUUUGUAUCUUCUGUCUCUUUCUUCAGUGUCUUAUAAUUUUCCUAGUACAAGUCUUUUACAUCCUUGGUUAGAUUAAUUCCUCGGUAUUCUUUUUUUAGCAAUUGUGAAUGGGAUUUUCUUAAUUUCCCUUUCUGUUAGUUAAUGACAUAAAAAUACAACUGAUUUGUGGGUAAUAAUUUUGUAUCCUGCUAGUUUGCUGAAUUCAUUUAUCAGUUUUAGUAGUUUCUUAGUGGAAUCUUUGGGAUUCUCUAUGGUACAGUAUCAUGUCAUCUGCAAAUGACAGUUUUACUUAUUCCUUUCCAGUUUGGAUGCCUUUUAGUUCCUCUUAUCUGACUGCUGUGGCUAGGACUUCCAGUGCUGUGUUGAAUAAGAGUGGUGAAAGUGGACAUCUGUGUCUUGUUCCGGUCUUAGGGGGGAUGCUUGUAGUUUCUGCCCAUUGAGGAUGAUGCUGGCACAGGAUUUGUCAUAUAUGGCCUUUAUUGUGUUUAAGUUGUUCCCGUGAAUCCCACUUU
Pteronotus mesoamericanus is the source of this 4040-nucleotide messenger RNA. Its product is annotated as tumor necrosis factor receptor superfamily member 10B-like. Gene Ontology annotation, biological process: positive regulation of apoptotic process; TRAIL-activated apoptotic signaling pathway. Gene Ontology annotation, molecular function: TRAIL binding. The transcript has 9 exons. Gene Ontology annotation, cellular component: cell surface; plasma membrane. Lineage: Eukaryota; Metazoa; Chordata; Mammalia; Chiroptera; Mormoopidae. Bases 1 to 1320 code for a protein of 439 amino acids. The record is from RefSeq and is a predicted model, not a curated record.